Sardina pilchardus (European sardine) is the source of this 4945-nucleotide messenger RNA. RefSeq lists its product as uncharacterized. The record is from RefSeq and is a predicted model, not a curated record. Lineage: Eukaryota; Metazoa; Chordata; Actinopteri; Clupeiformes; Clupeidae. The transcript has 9 exons. The coding region runs from base 2436 to 3644 and encodes 402 amino acids.
UUUGGGAAGAAUCAACUCAACCCAAGCUGCCUCCAAGCCAUCCACCUGAAGAUCGUGGCGCGGAUUGAAUGUUAAGUCAGUCCUUAUGAAAAGGCACACCCCUCCUCCGUGUCUGUUGCGAUCGCGACGGUGGAUGAAAUAACCUGUGAGCCCAACUUCACCAUCUUGAAUGGAACUGUCAAGCCAGGUCUCCGAUACAGCGAUCACCGCAGCCUUGGACGUGGACGCGAGGUGCCCAAUUUCAUCCAGUUUGGGAAGAAGACUCCUGGCAUUGACGUGAAUAAAAUGCAUCCCUUUCCGUUUUAAAAGACGGAGUGAAUCAUAGUCUCUUCCAUCCAUACUGUCCUCAUCAUACGUUCUCAGUUCAUUUGUGUCAUCAAACACAUCUGCGCUACAUAUUUCCCGCAAACAACACCGGUUACAAACCAGCGGGAUAUCCGCCUUAUUCCGUACCGCCCUAUCAAAUAUCAGACCCUAUUUCGCCUUAUUUAAAAAAAAAACGUAAUUGCUCGUUUCAUUUCAUAAAUGGACUACAACUUCAAGUGACGUGACACCCUUCCACGACGUUACUCACCUAGCAUGGUUUGUUUAUUAGCCUGUUAGCUAGUUGGUUAGUUAGUAGACAAUCACAUUUACUGCCAGCUCUUGUGUGAGUAGGAGCACAACACAAGUUAUCCCAACAUAAAGGUAAUUACCACGCGGUUUACAUCGCUCUCUGUUAUUACAAAAAUAUGAUAAGCCAGUUAAGCAAAUUGCCGUUUUGAUCAGUUGGAGAUGAAGCGCCUAAACUGGUGACGUCAAAUGCUACUGUAGCUAGUUACUGUAGUUCGUUAUCACCAUGUUACAAACAAACUCAAAACAAUUACACUGAUCCUAAAAAAUAAAGUAUGACCACUGGAAGCAAUAGAGCUGACCUACAUGCAUAGCAUACUGAAGGCAUUUAACUAACUUCCCAUCGUGGGCCGAGAUAUAUUUUUUCUAAAAGAAAAUCCCAUCCCCUCCCGCUAGCCUCUAGGAACGCAACCACUAGAUGGCGAUGAGAUUACUUUCCCUCCCUAUAGUCUAUGUAGGCUAAAGGGCUGUUCACACCGAGAACGAGAACGAGAACGAGAACGAUAACUAAAACCAUAACGAUAAAAGCGUCCACACUGGCCAACGAUAAGUAAAGUCUCUCCUCAUGUUAAUGAAUGUGUAGCUUGGUUGUACCACCCUUGACUAAUAUCGUACAGAUACCUGUAACGGUGAAGGGAAAUGAAAAUUGAGCGGAAGCUUACGUAUGGCUAUGCCAGGCUAAUGAAUGUGAUGGCUAGAAUAUUAUGGGUUGGCUGUUAGCUUUUUAUCGUUCUCAAAAUCGCUCUGAAAGUGAUCAACGAUAUCGUUCUUGGCGUUAUCGUUAUAGUAAAUGUGUGAACGUUGUCAUUCAUAUUAACGAGAGCGAUAUUUAUUUAUAGUUAUCGUUAUCGUUAUCGUUCUUGGUGUGAACGGCCCUUAAGGCUAUUUGAGCUCCCGGGAGGGAAACAAUGAACGAAUUUGAACGUGAGCCCAUGUUGUUGGGGUCUAACGAGGCCUAUCUGUGUUGUUUGAGCCCAAGAAGUUGUGGGGAAUGCUCUGUUAUAGCUAGAUCACCUGAAGACUAACAUUGUUUUGCCAGACAGCAAUGUCAUGUAGCCUACUUGAACGUAAUAAUACACAUGUUACCUAUUUUCAUUAGCCUACAGGAAUUGAAUAGCAGUGUGGCCUACGUCCACAGUGGAGACUAAAUUGUUAGGCCUGCCGGCAUGAAAGUAGGCUAUAACAGAGUGGAAUGAGGUGUUCUGGCUUUGGGUAGUUUAAAGAGACCCUAUGUAACAUUUUCAUAGUCAUAAUAUCGCAUAAGAAUCGUUGUUUGACUGACAGUUUGAUCGAAAACAGUCAUAUUUCCCAGUGUCCCUAUCUGCUAUAGCCUUGCAGUUUGUCGAGGAGGCGAUCGCUCCUUGUUUAGGCUCCAAAUUCUAUUGGUCUGUAAGCAUGGUUCUUUUUACGAAACUCAUGUGAAAACGUUUGGCAAUCUAGCUGCAUGAUUAUCUCAGUGUUCUUGCAAAGGCUCAUGGGAACCCACUGAAAAGAAUAGAAGAAUAGAAUAGAAUAUAUACUUUUUUGAUCCCGUGAGGGGAAUUUGUUUCUCUGCAUUUAACCUAAUUAGUGAACACACACACAGCUCACACACAGUGAGGUGAAUCACACACUAACCCAGAGCAGUGAGCUGCCUGCCCAACCAGCGGCGCUCGGGGAGCAGUGAGGGGUUAGGUGCCUUGCUGAAGGGCACUUCAGCCGUGGUGGACUGGUCGGGGAUCGAACUGGCAACCCUCCGGUUACAAGCCUGAAGCCCUAACCAGUAGGACUACACCACGGCUGCCCACAAAAAGGAAUCUGUGACUGUUGCCGUAGCAAGACCAAUGCUUCCACUAGUUGUUAGAUUUUGUAUAUUUUGUCUUCUAUCUGGCCGCCAGGAAGCUCAAGCCAUCUCAGAUAUUGCUAAGAGAGGCUGGUCCAAGGUGUUUACAGUGGAGCAGCUGUCUGUGGAGAUAGAUGUCACCUCAGUCAUCUGGAUACACAACGGGAACAUCGCUGCAGAAUGGGAGGAAGGAGUUGAGAAACCAAUUUACUAUGGCAUCUUCAACUCCAAAACUACACUGGAUAUGAACACCUGGGCCCUGACCAUCUCAAGUCUCCAGCCAGAUUUUAGUGGAGAUUAUUCAGUUGACAUUAAUUACAAAGGUCCCACUAAUCUCUUGACCCUUAUUGUAGUCGAUGCUGAUCCUGUUUAUGGUGUUAAAGGACAGUCCGUCACCCUACAAGCAAAAGCACAGAAUGUACAGGGCCAGAUUGCGCAAUGGACACUCAAUAACACUGUCAUUGCAGACAGAGAUGAAGAAACGCAUCAGACCGCUUACAAGAACAUGAAGUUUGACAACGAAACUCUGUCUCUAACCAUCUCAGAUCUUCUAGCAAAUUACAGUGGCCUAUAUGCAUUCAAGUUGAAUAACAUCAAUAAAGGGAUAUAUCAACUCAUUGUCCGUGAUGCUAUGUUGGAGCUCAGGAUUACAAAACACUGCAACUCCACCAGCUGCACCCUAAACUGCACAGGGGUGAAUGAUGAAAACACUCAGGUCAGCUGGACUGAUAACAAAGGGGGAAAGAUGUCUGGUCCAGUUUGGGUUCUAGAGAGGAGUCCACACCUGGAUGUCAUCUACAACUGCUCCAGUGACUCAGGGAGCUGGAAGACCGAGAGUGUCUCAGAGACAGACUACUCAAUCUCAGGAAAUACAGAAUCUAACUGGGAAAAAAUACAGGGACCUGUUGUAGCUGUUCUUGUGCUUUUAGCAUUUGGAGUUGGUGUUGGUGUUGUACUGUACAAGAAAAGGAGAGCAAGAAAUACAAGAAGGCUGCAUCCGCAGGAUCAACAACCUCAACAACAAAAUGGAUUUGAGCUCUUACCAAACAACGUCCACCAAGAGGAAGAGGAAGAGGAAAAGGAAGAGUGUCCACUGAAUGGAGGGACAGAGGGAAAUCCUAAAGAACACUCCAUCCCUUCAAUCUGGAAAUCAUCCAUCAUCUGCCCCCUGCCCCGUGCCAAAGAAGAGCAACCCCACCUGCGACAAUGACUACCGCCCAGUGGCCUUAACAUCCUUGGUCAUGAAAAGCUUUGAGAGGUUAAUGCUCUCACAGCUGCAGGAGGAGGUCAGUAUGUACACCGAUCCACUCCAAUUUGCAUACAAGCGGCAGAGGGGGAUGGAUGAUGCCAUACUGACGCUGCUCCAUGGAGCCUACACUCACCUGGAAAAGCCCAAGUCAUUUGUCCGGCUGGUGUUCGUGGACUUCUCCAGUGCUUUCAACACUGUGCAACCCCAUCUGAUGGGCCAAAAGCUUCUCCAGAUGGAGGUCAAUCCCCACCUCAUUCUCUGGGUUCUGUCUUUUCUGACAGAAAGGCAUCAGAGAGUCAGAGUAAAUGGCCAUCUCAGCUCUGAUAAGUUGAUCUCCACAGGCGCUCCACAGGGCUCUGUAAUCUCACCGGUUUUAUUCACACUUUACAUUAACGAUUGUCAGAGCACUAACCCAGACAUCUCAUACAUCAAGUACUCUGACGACACUGUUAUUAUGGACCCCACCAAUUCAUAUGAUCAACUACAGUCUGAGCUGGCCUCCUUCGCAGACUGGUGCACACAUAAUUCUCUGGACCUCAACAUAUCAAAAACCAAGGAACUACUAAUUGACUUCUGUAAGGCCCCCACCACCAUCCCCACUCUAACUGUCAACAACCAGCCUAUAGAGAGGGUUGAUACAUACAGGGACCUUGGGACAAUGAUUGACCAUAAAUUGAACUUCCAUCAUAACACAGACAUCAUCUACUCCAAAUGCCAGCAACGUCUAUUCUUCCUCAGAAAACUCCGUAGACUUCAGGUCCACUCAUCAGUUUUGACAGCUUUCUACAGAUGUUUCAUUGAGUCCAUAAUCACCUUCAACAUCACAGCCUGGUUUGGGGCACUGUCCAGUGUUCACCUGAAUCCACUCAACAGAAUAAUAAAGCUAAGUGGUAAAAUAAUUGGCCAACAACAGGAAUCACUCUCCAGCAUAUACAAAAGACGAACUGUGGAAAAAGCAACAUGCAUAUCCAAAGACACUCACUUUCUCCAUAGUCAGUACUGCCCCCUGCCCUCAGGACACAGACUCAGAUCCCUCCCACUCAGAACAAACAGAGCCCUGGCUAGCUUUGUGCCUGCUUCCAUUAGACUGUUGAACAGUCACUCUUAGUCUUCUUUUAUGUAUUUAUGUAUUUUAUGUAUUGUAUUUAUUAUUAUUUUUUAGAGUGUGUGUGUGUGUGUGUGUGUAUGUAUGUAUGUGAAGGUAUGUGCUGCUUCUCCACAUGUGAAGUUCCUAACGGAAAAAUAAAGUUCUUUGAAUUGAA